Messenger RNA from Dentiscutata erythropus, 1377 nucleotides. Lineage: Eukaryota; Fungi; Glomeromycota; Glomeromycetes; Diversisporales; Gigasporaceae. The record is from the annotation of a GenBank genome assembly.
AUGGCAGAAGGAAAAGCUGUUGGUAUCGAUUUAGGAACGAAAUGCUCUUGUGUCGGUGUAUGGUUAAAUGACCGGGUUGAAAUUAUUGCAAACGACCAGGGUAAUCGAACGACACCUUCAUAUGUUGCUUUCACCGAUACAGGGCGUCUGAUCGGUGACGCCGCAAUAAACCAGAAUCCUUAUAAUACUGUUUUUGGCACUAAACGUCUUAUUGGUCGUAGAUUUACUGAUCCUAAAGUACAAUUGGAUAUGAAGCGUUGGCCAUUUAAAGUUAUUGAUAAGAAUUGUAAACCAUAUAUCCAAGUCGAAUUUAAAGGUGAAACUAAACAAUUUACGCCUGAAGAAAUUUCAGCCAUGGUUUUGGUUAAUAUGAAGGAAAUUGCCGAAGCCUUCCUUGGUACAAAAGUUACAAAUGCAGUUAUUACAGUUCCUGCAUAUUUCAAUGACUUACAACGUCAAUCUACUAAAGAUGCUGGUAUGAUUGCUGGAUUAAAUGUUCUCCGUAUCAUUAACGAGUCUACAGCCGCGGCUAUCGCUUAUGGUUUAGAUAAGAAGGCCGCCGGUGAAAGAAAUGUGUUGAUCUUUGAUUUAGGUGGUGGUACUUUUAAUGUGUCUCUUUUAACCAUGGAAGAGGGAAUUUUCGAAGUCAAAGCUACUGCAGGUGAUACACAUCUUGGUGGUGAAGACUUUGAUAAUCGUCUUCAUUACGUCGUCUACGAACGUGCAAAGCGUACUUUAUCUGCAUCAGCUCAAACUUCGAUCGAAAUUGUUUCACUUUUUGAGGACAUCGACUUUUACACUUCCUUAACUCGUGCUCGAUUUGAGGAACUAAAUCAAGAUUUGUUCCAAUCUACCAUUGAACCGGUUGAAAAAGUUCACCGAGAUGCUAAAAUUGAUAAAGCACAAGUUGAUGAAAUUGUUUUAGUUGGUGGUUCUACUCGUAUUCCUAAAAUACAAAAAAUGCUAUCAGGCUUCUUUAAUGGCAAGAGGCUCAACAAAUCCAUUAACCCUGAUGAAGCCGUCGCUUACGGUGCUGCUGUACAAGCUGCAAUCCUUUCUCGUGAUACAUCAAAAAAAACUCAAGACUUGCUAUUACUUGAUGUUGCACCACUUUCUCUCGGUAUUGAAACUUCAGGAGGUGUUAUGACACCACUUAUUAAACGAAACACCACAGUUCCCACCAGGAGAUCCGAGAUAUUCUCCACAUCCUCGGAUAAUCAACCAGGUUUACUUAUCCAUGUAUAUGAAGGUGAACAUGCUCGUACAAAGGAUAAUAACUUGCUUGGUAAAUUCGAAUUGACCGGUAUUCCACCUGCAGCUCGAGGUGUCCCUCAAAUCGAAGUUACUUUUGAUAUUGACGCAGAUGGUAUUCUUAAA